UGAUGUGGCUCCUUAUCUGGAAGCUCAACCUUGGCUUCAUCGGCGCCCCUAUAUCAGUUGUCAUCACGCGAACGCUGCUGCCUUUGUUCCUGAUCCUGUACGUCAGAGUCGUCGACGGCUCCCAAUGCUGGGACGGGCUUAGCUGGAGGGCGUUUGCCAACAUGGGAGUGGUGUUCCGACUCGCCAUACCAGGGAUGAUCAUGGUAGAGGCCGAAUGGCUUGCUUUCGAGAUCAUGACCAUCAUCUCGGCCCGGUUUGGAACAGAGUAUCUCGCGGCGCAGAGCAUCCUGAUCACCCUCACCACGCUCGCGUAUCAGAUUCCCUUUCCCCUGUCGAUCGCCGCCUCUACCAGAGUGGCUGGCUUGAUUGGCGCUGGACAGGUCGACAAUGCAAAAGUGGCAGCUCGGGUGGCGGUGGUGGCGUCCUUGUUGUGUACCCUUGUGAACUGCGUCGUCUACAUCACCUUUCGAGCCCAGCUACCACGCAUAUUCACCAACGACGAGGAGGUGGGCGCGAUCGUCGCCUCGACAAUGCUGCUUGCGGGAGCCUCGACCUUCUUUGACGGCUUGGGCGUGGCGGCUCAUGGGUUGCUACGAGGCAUUGGCAAACAAUCCAUCGGCGGAGUGGCUAACCUCAUCGCAUACUACGUCGUUUCGUUGCCCCUGUCGCUCUGGUUCAGCAUUGGGCUUCACGGGAAGAUUGACGGCUUGUGGGCGGGUUCUACCAUUGGGCUUGUGGUCGUAUCCAUGAUUGAGUAUACGUAUCUACUCACGACAAAUUGGCACCGAGCUGUCGAAGAGGCAAUUGCUAGAAGGGCCAUAGGAUGAUGUCUCGUUGCGUACAGGCAGCGUGGCAGUGGGCAAAUGCUGGGGGACGCACAAGUAAUACAGUGAAGAC
Purpureocillium takamizusanense is the source of this 897-nucleotide messenger RNA. RefSeq lists its product as uncharacterized. The transcript is spliced from 3 exons. Gene Ontology annotation, cellular component: membrane. Gene Ontology annotation, molecular function: antiporter activity; xenobiotic transmembrane transporter activity. The record is from RefSeq and is a predicted model, not a curated record. Gene Ontology annotation, biological process: transmembrane transport. Bases 3 to 827 code for a protein of 274 amino acids. NCBI's taxonomy places the organism in Eukaryota, Fungi, Ascomycota, Sordariomycetes, Hypocreales, Ophiocordycipitaceae.